Messenger RNA from Aspergillus ibericus CBS 121593, 792 nucleotides. RefSeq names its product DUF453-domain-containing protein. The record is from RefSeq and is a predicted model, not a curated record. The annotation marks the transcript as partial. The transcript has 2 exons. NCBI's taxonomy places the organism in Eukaryota, Fungi, Ascomycota, Eurotiomycetes, Eurotiales, Aspergillaceae.
AUGCCAGCCAUCAACCAAUACGCCGUUCCAGCCACCUAUUACCGCGGCGGCACCAGCAAGGCCAUCUUCUUUCACGAACAUGUCCUCCCUCCCCCUAGCUCUCAACGCGACCGUCUCCUCAAGCGGGCCAUAGGCUCGCCGGACCCCCUGCAGCUCGACGGUAUGGGGGGGUCCAAAGCCGUGACGUCGAAGAUCGCCAUCGUCAAACGCUCCACCCGGCCCGAUGCCGAUGUUGAUUACACAUUCGCCCAGGUUGGUGUCGCGGAUGAUUUUAUCGGGUACACCUCAAACUGUGGCAAUAUUUCUGCCGCCGUGGGGCCGUUUGCGAUCGACGAGGGGUUGGUCAAGUUUCGACCGGGCCGGACCGUCGAUCCGAAGGUCAAGACACAGGAGGUGCGGAUCUACAACACUGGGACGCGAAAGGUGCUGAGUGCACAUGUUCCCAUCACAGAUAAUGGCGGCUUCGAGACAGAAGGGACGCAAGCGAUCGCGGGUGUGCCAGGAACUGGAAGUCCGAUAUUGAUGGAUUAUCGAUUUACGAUCGGAGCCACUCUGUCAAGAGGUCUACUGCCGACUGGAAAUGUAACCGACACUGUCACCGUCGGCGGCAACGAGAUCGAAAUCACCAUCUGCGACGUGGCCAAUCUGUGCGUCUUCGCCAACGCCAGGGACUUUAACAUCACCAGCCACGAGAGCGCCGCAGAGCUAACCGCCAACUCCGAAUGGCAAGCCAAGACACAAGAGCUUCUCGGAAAAGCAGCAGUGCUCGCUGGAUUGACGGACAACUGGAAG